AUGGCGAUUCAAAAGAAGCAUGGCAAGGGACGUCUCGACAAAUGGUACAAGCUCGCCAAAGAGAAAGGCUACCGAGCCCGUGCCGCCUUCAAGUUGAUCCAGUUGAACAAGAAAUAUGGCUUCCUCGAAAAGAGUAGGGUCCUGCUCGAUCUUUGUGCUGCACCAGGAUCAUGGUGUCAAGUCGCCGCAGAGACAAUGCCCGCGCAGAGUUUGAUCGUGGGUGUUGAUUUGGCUCCAAUCAAAGCCAUCCCUCGAGUAAUCACGUUCCAAAGCGACAUCACCACGGACAAAUGCAGAGCGACCAUACGACAGCACUUCAAACACUUGAAGGCCGAUACCGUUCUGCACGACGGAGCGCCGAAUGUGGGUGUGGCUUGGGUACAGGAUGCCUUUUCACAAGCGGAACUGGUCCUGCAGUCGAUGAAACUGGCCACAGAAUUUUUGAAAGAAGGAGGCACGUUCGUCACAAAGGUUUUCCGGUCAAAGGAUUACAAUGCCUUACUAUGGGUAUUCAAACAGCUAUUCACAUCGGUCGAAGCUACCAAACCUCCCUCGUCGCGAAACGUCUCUGCAGAAAUUUUCGUUGUUUGCAGAGGGUUUAAAGCGCCCAAAAAGAUGGACCCAAAAUUCCUGGAUCCGAAGCACGUUUUUGCUGAAGUGCAAGAAGCAACCCCGAACAACGAGGCCAAGGUUUUCAACCCGGAAAAGAAGAAGAGAAAGAGGGAAGGAUACGAAGAAGGAGAUUGGACUCAGCAUAAGGAAAUUCCGGUCACCGAGUUCAUUCACACCACUGACCCCAUCGCCAUUCUCGGCUCAGUCAACAAGCUGAGUUUUGACCAAGGACCCAAUGGAGAUCUUGCCAUGGCGACCCUGGACAGGUUGCCGGAGACGACAGCAGAAAUAAGACAAUGCUGCGAAGACCUGAAGAUUCUUGGAAAGAAGGAGUUCCGGACUCUUCUCCGUUGGCGGUUGAAAGUACGAGACAAAUUUGGCAUGUCCACCAAAGCCAAAAAGCAACAGGAGGCCGAGAAGGAAGAGGGCGAAGAAGUUGCCGAGGUCGAGUCAAUGGAUGAAGAGCUCAAGAUCCAGGAAGAGUUGCAACGUUUAAAGAACCAAGAUUCAAAGGAGAAACGAAAGUCGCGGCGAAAGGACAACGAGCGGAAGCGGAAAGAGAUAGUCAGGAUGCAGAUGCACAUGACUACACCUCAGGAAAUUGGCUUGGAGCAGAAUGGCCCGCUGGGAGAAGGUGCAAUGUUCAACAUCAAGACUUCAGACAAGGCUCAAGCAGCUGCAAGGAUUGCCGGUGCUGAAAUCCAGGACACGGAAGACCUCGAAUCUGAAGUGACGGAGGAUGAGUCGGACGAAGAGGAAUCUGAUGAGGAUGGAGAUCGGCUGGAACAAGAACUCGAUACCCUAUAUGAGUCUUAUCGGGAAAGGCGAGAACAAAAUGAUGCCAAAGCUAGAGCCAAAAGAGCGAGGAAGGAGAAGGAGACUGACGAAUGGACUGGCUUGUCAGAUGAUGAGAAGACUGGCGACGCACCCACAGAUGCAGAAUCCGAUGCAGAAGGAGACUAUCCCAUGCGACAAAUCCCCAAGACAGAAGGCCUUUCUGCCAAGGCAGCCAUGUUUUUCGACCAGGAUAUUUUCCAGGAUCUAGGGAUCGAGGACGACCAAGACGAUGAAGAUAAGGACAGCGCGAUCGAACUCGAAGAUGAAUCAUCCGACCAAGCGAAGCACGCGGUAUCGUCUGAAAAACAGGAACCGGCAUCUAACCAACAGGUUGGGCCCCUGAAGUCGGCGCUGAAGAAACCACAAAAAGCCGCACCUAAGCCCGCCGACGGCGACUCUGACUCCUACUCCGAAUGGGAGCCUGUACAAAAAGCCUCCUCAUCAUCCCAGCCCUCACGACCCGAAGACCCUCUACUCCCUAACGGCCAAUUAGACGUGGACAUCAUCACGGCCGAAGCCAUGACCCUUGCGCAGUCCCUCGCCACCAAACGCACCAAGCCCUCCGACCUCAUCGACGACAGCUUCAACAAGUUCUCCUUCCGCGACGUCGAUGGCCUGCCCGAGUGGUUUCUCGACGACGAGUCGCACCACUCCAAGCCCCAGCGGCCGAUCACCGCCGCUGCCGCCGCCGCGAUCAAGGAGAAACUGCGUGCGCUGAACGCCCGGCCAAUCAAGAAGGUCCUCGAGGCCAAGGGCCGGAAGAAGUUCAAAGCGGCGCAACGGCUGGAGAAGUUGCGCAAGAAAUCCGCCAUGCUGCUCGAGGACGAGGGCAUGAGCGAGAAGGACAAGGCCGCCGGGAUUGCGAGGAUGAUGUCUCGCGCGGCCAAGAAAGGUCGGCCGAAAGAGAAGGUCAAGCUCGUCGUUGCACGCGGCGGAAACAGGGGCAUCGCCGGAAGGCCGAGGGGCGUCAAGGGCAAGUAUAAGAUCGUGGAUCCAAGGCUGAAGAAGGACGUCCGCGCCGAGAAGCGAUUGAAGAAGAAGUUGAAGAAGUGA
This is a messenger RNA of Exophiala xenobiotica, 2502 nucleotides long. Its product is annotated as AdoMet-dependent rRNA methyltransferase spb1. The record is from RefSeq and is a predicted model, not a curated record. The transcript has 2 exons. Gene Ontology annotation, cellular component: preribosome, large subunit precursor; nucleus; nucleolus. Lineage: Eukaryota; Fungi; Ascomycota; Eurotiomycetes; Chaetothyriales; Herpotrichiellaceae. Gene Ontology annotation, molecular function: rRNA (guanine) methyltransferase activity; rRNA (uridine-2'-O-ribose)-methyltransferase activity. The coding region runs from base 1 to 2502 and encodes 833 amino acids. Gene Ontology annotation, biological process: maturation of 5.8S rRNA from tricistronic rRNA transcript (SSU-rRNA, 5.8S rRNA, LSU-rRNA); rRNA methylation; maturation of LSU-rRNA from tricistronic rRNA transcript (SSU-rRNA, 5.8S rRNA, LSU-rRNA).